Messenger RNA from Asparagus officinalis (garden asparagus), 1286 nucleotides. RefSeq names its product probable receptor-like serine/threonine-protein kinase At4g34500. The annotation marks the transcript as partial. The record is from RefSeq and is a predicted model, not a curated record. Gene Ontology annotation, molecular function: protein kinase activity; ATP binding. The transcript has 7 exons. NCBI's taxonomy places the organism in Eukaryota, Viridiplantae, Streptophyta, Magnoliopsida, Asparagales, Asparagaceae. Gene Ontology annotation, biological process: protein phosphorylation.
CGGAGCGCGGAUGAGGAGAGCGGGGGCGGCGAGGGGACUGUGGUGGCGCGGUCGGUCAGGGUGAGGGUGGUGGAUCAGGAUAACAUAGGGUGGGGGCGGUGGUACACGUUAGCGGAGCUGGAGGAAGCGACGGAGGGGUUUAGUGAGGAGAAUGUGAUUGGUGAGGGUGGGUAUGGGAUCGUUUACCGGGGUGUUCUGCCGGAUCACUGUACCGUUGCCGUCAAGAAUCUGCUCAAUAACAAGGGUCAAGCAGAGAAGGAAUUCAAAGUCGAGGUGGAAGCCAUUGGCAAAGUAAGACACAAGAACCUUGUAGGUCUAAUUGGGUACUGUUCAGAGGGUCCUAAAAGUUUGAAACUUGCUAUAUAUGAAUAUGUAGAUAAUGGCAAUUUGGAACAGUGGUUGCAUGGAGAUGUGGGGCCAAUCAGUCCCUUAACUUGGGACAUUAGGAUGAAAAUUGCCAUUGGAACAGCAAAAGGAAUAGCAUACUUGCAUGAAGGUUUAGAGCCUAAAGUUGUGCAUCGCGACAUCAAAUCCAGUAAUAUUCUUCUUGAUAAGCAAUGGAAUCCUAAAGUAUCGGAUUUUGGACUAGCCAAGCUCUUGGGACCUGGAUCAAGCUUUGUAAAUACACGUGUAAUGGGAACAUUUGGGUAUGUAGCUCCGGAGUAUGCAUGCACCGGCAUGCUUAAUGAGGGAAGUGAUAUUUACAGUUUUGGAGUCUUAUUGAUGGAGUUAAUUACAGGAAGAAGUCCGAUUGAUUAUAGUAGACCACCUGGAGAGGUGAACCUGGUAGAUUGGUUCAAAGGAAUGGUAGGCAGUAAACGCGGAGAAGAAGUGGUUGACCGACGUAUUGAUUUUCAGCCCUCACCUAGAGCUUUGAAGCGAGUGUUGCUAGUUUGCCUGCGUUGUAUAGAUUCAGAUGCUUAUAAGCGACCAAAGAUGGGGCAGAUUGCACACAUGCUUGAAGGAGAUGAUUUUCCUUUUCGCAUGGUAAGCACAUAUCAGAAGGAACAGAGAUCACCCAAAGAGCCAUCCCUUGCUCCUGCAAGUCCUUUAGCAAGUCGGAAGAGUCAACUCCAACCUCAAAAAGAUGACGACAAUGACUCAAAGAGGGCAGUAUGGACCUGAUUCAGAGAAUUAUGGAGACAUUGUGUUUGUACAUGUAAAUUUUGGAGAGAUAAUUAUUUUCUUUUCCUUUUCUUUUUUCUUAUUCCCCGCUUGCAAAUAUACAAUUCUUGCUUCAGCAUUGUAUUUAAUAAGCUUGUCCAUUUCUAGUUUUAUUGCUUCCA